Messenger RNA from Salvia splendens (bonfire salvia), 798 nucleotides. RefSeq lists its product as uncharacterized. NCBI's taxonomy places the organism in Eukaryota, Viridiplantae, Streptophyta, Magnoliopsida, Lamiales, Lamiaceae. Gene Ontology annotation, cellular component: chloroplast. Bases 58 to 567 code for a protein of 169 amino acids. The transcript is spliced from 3 exons. The record is from RefSeq and is a predicted model, not a curated record.
GCUCUACUAGAUAAACGUGUAUACAGAGGAAUUAAAGUUAGUGGUUGAGAGAGAGAGAUGGCUGCCAACGCCGUCACCGGCAGCUGCAACACCACCUUCCUCUCUUCCUCUCUCCCAAAACCUCCGCCGUCCUCGCAUAAAUUAUUUCCUAUAUCGCGACAAUUUCUCCGCUCUUAUAGAAUCACUGCACCUCAACACCUGACGCUAAUUAGUACUGCUUCAAUUACCCGACUUUCUGUUUCAUCGCCUGAAACUAGCGCUGUUGAAGCAGAACAAACUGACGACGGCGUCUCUUCCACCUCUGCCUCUCUCUCACCGGGAUGUAAUGCCUGUGGAAGGGAAGAGAUUGAGAGGGGUUGUAACGGUGAAGGAAGGAUUCAAGGUGGGAUUGCCACUGUCCCGGGCUUCGGCUGGUGGCCAAUAAAAGCUUACCGGCCUUGCCCUGCAUACCUGCAGUCCGGAGGGAGGUACAGAAGAACAGGCCAAAGCAUGGACGAAGUUGUCUCUGGAGGUGGUGGUGGACGUGCCAAACCUACAUCAAGCAAGAAAAAGGAAGGAUCUGAGUAAGUCAAGAGAUAACUAAAUGUUCAAGAAUAUGCUUCAAUGGUGUUAAGCAAGUUUAAUUUCUAGCACAACAAGAAUCAUCUAGUUUUUCUUGCAUCAAGAAAAGCCAUGUCCUUUCUGUUUAUGUUUUUUUGUUUGUUGGUAAAUGCAACAUUAAAUUUACGGACCGUGCCACACUGGGCUUGAGCCAGAGAUCUUUGUACAUGCAUAUGUGAAAAUUUUUGUUUACAUUCA